AACACAUUCCUCAGCAUGGAGGUACUCCAGAGCGAUAAGGCUCCUGAUGUACAGAAGCUCGCAUGUAUGAACAAUGAACAGUGGGCUCGUUUCGCUAAAAUUGCACACGAGGAAGGGCAGAAGUUAUGUAACUGUUAUAGAAAAUCAGUAUCUUGGCCAGAUGUACCUUACAACGAAAGUGAAAAGAUCUUCACCAAUAUCAAUGCAAGAUUAGAGAGUGAAGGUAUUCCGAUGAUAACACGAAGCAUCCUUCGGUGGCGCAUGAGGACUACCCUAAGAAAGAUACGACCCAAUAAUAGUGUUACAGUGGCAACCCUGCCGUACAACCCAACGCGCCCCUGUUAGUUGAACAUUGCUAAGGGCACAUAAGUUUUGGGAGGACGGCGUCUACUCCUUUGCUACGCGUCAUUAUCUGCAUCGUCCAUUCUCUAAGCGAAGUAGUCCUAUUGCAGAAGCUGUUGGUGGCAUCAGGGAGGGCCAUGUCAUGCAAUCAACCUGAUGAAGAUGCCGUGUGUCACUGCCCACCACGCUCCAGGGUGACGGUGGAUGGAAAUCUAGUGUGCUGCCAUCACUGCAGCUGUCCGACAUGCCAGCCCCGUUGUCGGAGAAGUGUUGUUUCUUUCCGCGUGGUAUAUCCUUCUCACGAUAUUUUGCUGGUUUGGAACAUCUGCUCCGGUAGCAGACAAGGGGAAGAGUUGGGCAAACGCUACGGACGGACUAAGUGGUUGG
Messenger RNA from Aaosphaeria arxii CBS 175.79, 729 nucleotides. RefSeq lists its product as uncharacterized. Bases 16 to 345 code for a protein of 109 amino acids. The transcript has 3 exons. The record is from RefSeq and is a predicted model, not a curated record. Lineage: Eukaryota; Fungi; Ascomycota; Dothideomycetes; Pleosporales.